UUUUGCUAUUUCAAAAUUGCAUGACAUUAUCUCUGAAUCAGAUGCAGUUAAAGGUAUACGCCAUAAAUAUAUUACAGAAGAUCCAUGCUUACUAUCAUGUAUGUAUUGUGCUGACUUAAAAG
Messenger RNA from Racocetra persica, 122 nucleotides. The record is from the annotation of a GenBank genome assembly. NCBI's taxonomy places the organism in Eukaryota, Fungi, Glomeromycota, Glomeromycetes, Diversisporales, Gigasporaceae.